Pecten maximus is the source of this 6891-nucleotide messenger RNA. RefSeq names its product cytosolic purine 5'-nucleotidase-like. The record is from RefSeq and is a predicted model, not a curated record. Gene Ontology annotation, molecular function: 5'-nucleotidase activity. Bases 222 to 1901 code for a protein of 559 amino acids. Lineage: Eukaryota; Metazoa; Mollusca; Bivalvia; Pectinida; Pectinidae. The transcript is spliced from 18 exons.
UGCAGACAAUGUCAUGAAUGUUAGUAGGUACGCAAGUUUGUUUACAGUAUAACAGCUGAUUCUUACACAAAAUACGCAUUAGUCUUUGUGGAACGAUAAGAACGCACAUCGUCUUAGGAAUUCUGAUCAUUUACACGACUUAAUACAAAUUAAGGCGGUCCAAAUUAAGGUGUUUUAUUUACAACUGAAUACUAGAUCUGAAGACACCACCUACAUACAAAAUGCUGACACCGGAGAACAUGCCUUCAUCACCAGUCAAGAGAGAUCACUCGGGGAACUUUGUUAAUAUGAAUGGUUCUACUACUCAUGUGGACGGGGGAAGCAGCAAAAUGCAUGUGUAUAAACGACGGCCUUCUCACAGGAUAUUUGUGAACAGAGCCUUACAUUUGGAGAAGAUCUCUGUGUAUGGGUUUGAUAUGGAUUACACUUUGGCAGUGUACAAAUCACCAGAAUAUGAAGCCAUGGGAUUUGACAUGUUGAAACAGAGGCUGGUAACUAUCGGCUACCCUGAAGCCAUUAAUGAGUUUGAAUAUGAUCCUACAUUUGCAUGCAGAGGAUUGUGGUUUGAUAAACAGUAUGGAAAUUUGUUAAAAGUUGAUGCCUAUGGUAAUAUUUUGGUCUGCGUUCAUGGAUUCAAGUUUCUAAAAGGCCAUGAAGUAUCCAAACUUUACCCCAACAAGUACAUACAGCUGGAUGAAAACAGAAUCUAUGUAUUAAAUACUCUCUUCAAUCUUCCAGAGACUUACAUGAUCGCAUGUAUCAUCGACUAUUUCAACUCGUCCAAAGAUUACAUAAGUAAUGUCAACGGGGUGAAGUGUAACGACCUGUUUAUGUCAUACCGAUCAAUAUUUCAAGAUAUGCGAGCUUGUGUUGACUGGAUCCAUGAACAUGGCCCCUUGAAAGAAGACACAGUAAAGAAUAUGGAAAAGUUUGUACAUAAAGACAAACGGCUGCCACUUCUCCUCAACAGGAUGAGAGAACACGGUGCUAAGACAAUGAUCAUCACCAACAGUGAUUACACCUACAGCAAUAAAAUAAUGGAGUACCUUUUAGAUUUCCCAGAUCUGCCUGGCCCUAAGCGAGACUGGACAUCCUAUUUUGACAUAGUGGUAGUGAGUGCUAAGAAACCACUGUUUUUCAAGGAAGGAACUAUCAUGAGGAAAGUGGAUCGGGACACUGGUAAACUUAGCCUGGGCCACCACCUCGGACCAAUGAAGCAGGGCUGUGUCUAUUCUGGUGGUUCCUGUGACCUCAUCUCUCAGAUGUUAGGGGUGAACGGUAAAAAUGUCCUGUACGUGGGAGACCAUAUCUUCGGCGACAUUCUUCGGUCUAAGAAGGAGUGGGGCUGGAGGACUUUCCUCGUUGUUCCAGAGCUUCAACAGGAAGUGAGAGUCUGGACAGAAAAAAGGGAACUGUUCCAUCGUCUUGAAAGCUUGGAGUGUGAAAUGGGUGAGAAAUACAGAAAUUUAGACAGCAGUCACAUGGAGAAGCCAGACAUCCAUGGCAUUCAGAGGUCAAUGAUGGAAACUGUCCAUGAGCUGGACCAAUCCUAUGGAAUGCUGGGAAGUCUGUUCAGGAGUGGAUCGAGACCGACGUUCUUUGCUGCCCAGGUCCAGAGAUAUGCAGACAUCUACUGUGGUGACUGGUUAAACAUGCUCCACUACCCGUUCACAUACAUGUUCCGCGCUCCUUCCAUGCUGAUGCCCCACGAAUCCACUGUUGGUCACGAGCUGUCAUUUGAGGUAGAUAACGAGGAAAUCAAUAACCACAGACUGAACAGUGUGUCAUCAGAUAAACUCAGCAACGGCAUGCAUCUCCGCGCUGACAGACCAAAGAAGGUUACACAUCACCACGAUGACGAUGACUUUGAGGACGAGACCAGCAGUACAGGAAGUGAUUGAAGGUCAUGACCUUUUGACCUUGUAUUGAUACAUAUAUACAUUGUAUAUAUAUAUACAUUGAGGACAUCUACAACGAUACUUAUUUGUGGUACAACAGGUGUAGAUCACUUGUAACUGAUAUCAAUGAGUUCUCAUUGAAACUGAAGUGAUUUUUUUUUUUACUUUUACCUUCAUUUAAGUUAAUAUGAACAAAGUACCGUCUGUGACAAUGAUUUGAUAAAUAUUUGUAUAUAGGAAAAUUCUGCUGAACAAAAGUGAUAUUUUGUGUUUGUUUGAUGACACUCCUCUUAAUCCCACAAAGUCGAUUAAUAUACUGCCAGACUUAUGACCCCCUCAGUCUCUUUAACUCACCAUCUACACCAAAUUCCCAACACUUUAACAAACCCCCAGAUUUACAUACAGUCCCCUUCCUCUAUAUCAUAUCACAAUCCCCUUCCUCUAUAUCAUCUCCAAGAACACUCCCAUCCCGUUAAAUUGACCCCAAGAAUUACCCCUUCCUCCAUAUUGUACCCCCAAACACUCCCAUCCCCUUCAAUCAACGUACAGAAUUACCCCUUCCUCCAUAUUGUACCCCAAACACUCCCAUCCUGUUUAAUCGACGUACAGAAUUACCCCUUCCUCCAUAUUGUACCCCCAAACACUCCCAUCCUGUUUAAUCGACGUACAGAAUUACCCCUUCCUCCAUAUUGUACCCCCAAACACUCCCAUCCCCUUCAUUCGACGUACAGAAUUACCCCUUCCUCCAUAUUGUACCCCCAAACACUCCCAUCCCGUUUAAUUGACCCCCAGAAUUACCCCUUCCUCCAUAUUGUACCCCCAAACACUCCCAUUCCAUUUAAUUGACCCCCAGAAUUACCCCUUCCUCCAUAUUGUAUCCCCAAACACUCCCAUCUCGUUUAAUUGACCCCCAGAAUUACCCCUUCCUCCAUAUUGUACCCCCAAACACUCCCACUCUCUUAAGUGCUACAUCUGCAAUAUGUAUUAUAUGAGAACAUAAUGAUACACAAGAUUGAGUUUUUGUAUGAAGGAAAGGAUAUAAGAUUGAGUUUUUGUAUGAAGGAAAGGAUAUAAGAUUGAGUUUUUGUAUGAAGGAAAGGAUAUUUGUUAUUGUACAUCAUUGGUAUGUAUUAUUUAUCAACCUGCCUUCAGAGGAAAGCAUUGUUGUAAUAUUUUUUGUUGUUUUUGUUUUGAAAAUAUUAUUGCCAGAGUUCAGAGUUGGCAUUUUGGGUAUGUUUCCUGAUUCUGUUAUAAAAAAAACAUCUGCAAAUGUGCUUUAAUUAACACAUGAUUUACAUGUUUUAUUCAUUAUUCAUAAAUUGUCAUGAACAGUUUGAUUUGAGAAUUUGUUAGUACUAUAAUUUGUGUAUAUUUCAUCAGAAGGUAAUUUCCUUUACUUUUUUUCAUACCAGAAGAACAUUGUGUUAUGUUUACAUGAGCACUAAACAUAUAAUGAUCUCGCAUUAAAUCUACACGUUGUUUGCUUGUUUUAACCAGUUCUACAUACAUAUAUAGAAAUUAACUGCUACUGUAAAACUCCUGGUGGUAUUAUUUAUAUGUGCAAUGGUUUGUGGAAUUAAUGAAAAUUCUAUUUACUGAGAUACAAAUCAAAACGUAAUUCCAUUUAUUUUGUCUUCCAACACCGGUCCUUACCUGAGGUAGGAACUACACAAAUAUCAAUGUCUAUAGGUCUAGUAUCAAUAUGUUAAAAGUAUUGCCAUAAUUUUGCCUUACAUGUCGGUGGUUGUUUUUGACCUCAAGUCACAAAUGUCAGUGUGUUUUACGUGUUUGUUAAUGUGUCACCAGGAAUAUCCACAGGGAUUUGGUGUGUCACCAGGAAUAUCCACAGGGAUUUGGUGUGUCACCAGGUAUAUCCACAGGGAUUUGGUGUGUCACCAGGUAUAUCAACAGGGAUUUGGUGUCAACAGGUAUAUCCACUGGGAUUUGGUGUGUCACCAGGUAUAUCCACAGGGAUUUGGUGUGUCACCAGGUAUAUCCACAGGGAUUUGGUGUGUCACCAGGUAUAUCCACAGGGAUUUGGUGUGUCAACAGGUAUAUCCACAGGGAUUUGGUGUGUCACCAGGUAUAUCCACAGGGAUUUGGUGUGUCACCAGGAAUAUCCACAGGGAUUUGGUGUGUCACCAGGAAUAUCCUCAGGGAUUUGGUGUGUCACCAGGAAUAUCCACAGGGAUUUGGUGUGUCACCAGGAAUAUCCUCAGGGAUUUGGUGUGUCACCAGGUAUAUCCACAGGGAUUUGGUGUGUCACCAGGUAUAUCCACAGGGAAUUGGGCACGAAUGCCAAUAUAUAUGGACCAUGGGUUGAGAAAUGGUACCAAGUCCCUGUGUGUUUACCUGUAUUAUUAUCCCAAUAAUUUUAAAUAGGCAUGUUGAUUUGGUAUUGGUAGAUUUGAGGUGGGGUAUGGUACUUCACAGAACUAAUGAUAAUUAACAUACAGUAUCCCAGCUUAUAUAAGUUCCAUGCUGGUAAUUAUAUUUUAUGUAUUUAUAAACUUAUUGUACAUGUUGUCCUAGUCCUCAUGGUUGUUUAUGUUGUAAAGAAACCAGAACCUAUUCUUACAAGUUUUGAUUUAAUUUUUUAUUCUACGUAGGUUAUCUUUGCUUCUCAGUAAUUUUAUUUUUGUUUACCAGCUACAACGAGGAUAUAUCUGAGAGAUUUUUUAGCCAAUUUCAGAAAUCUCAAGUUAUCUGGAGGUAGAAUUGUCUCAGAAAUCUCAACAUUGUUGUAGGAAAAUAUGUGUUGCAUUAUAAUUCUGAUUGUAAUCUUUGUUGUACUUGUUUUGUUAGAUAGAAAAAUAUAAUUUAUACUGAAAACAAAGUAAAUCUCCUAUAACCAUACCCUGUUCAGUGAAAAUACUAUAAAUAAUAACAUAAAGUAAAUCUAUAUAACCAUACGCCAUACUGUAAAAAUACUUGUAUAACAAUUUAAAUCUAUAAGAUAGACAUUGUAACCACAGUUCAGUGCUAUUACUUUUAUGAUUAUCUGGCAUGGUACAUCUUUUUUUUUUUCUUUUUUUUCACACCGGUGACUGCCUGGGUGCUUUUUAGUGCAAUAUUUUCUAAUUAAAAUCAAAAAUAUGUGAUUGAGAAUGUCUCUUUUGUUUUUGAGGAAAAGUCAAACAGUAUUUAUUUUAUUGCAUUUUUACAAUCCAACUGGUAUGUGGACAAUAUUUAAUUCUUUUGAUACUGGUUCUGUACGAAAUGAAAUUUCUACAGAUUCAUAGAGAACAAUACUUCACUAUAAGUUAAUCAAUAUAUAAUAUAAUUAUUUCAUUUUGAUGGGUUCAUCUGUACCCGAAUUAAAUCAGGGCAUAGUCAAACAAAUUCUGAAGAAACUCACAUCUUUUGAUGAAACAACUCUCCCCUAGAUCUGCCAUCCCGUGACCUUUUGGCUAAUUUGAAAUCUUGUAAAGAAUCCCAAAGAAGAAAGUUGCUCAUUCAAUUUAUGUUAAUAUCAGGAAUAUUUAUGUUUGUUUACAUUAAAAAGUGUUUACAUUAAAAAGUGCUUCAAGAAACCUUCUGUUUCAUGUUUUACCAGUUUCUAAAUACAUGUACAUGUAUUCCAUUUGUAUAUUAGUGUAUUCAGUUGGAGUUAUAGAUUCACAAAUUUGAGGUGACAAUAGGAUAUCACCAAUAAACCAUGAUGUUUACUUGUUACAAAGUAAUUUUUAUGUAUGGAAUUGAACUUUUCUCAGCUGUAUAUAUGUAUUUUUUUCAUUUGUUGCUUUCUUACAUGAUAUUUUUUUAAGUGGCUAGUGAUUAUGGGACCAAAAUGUUGAGAGAGAUUUAUUUAAACGUUAAUUUUAAAAUGAAAUGAUCCCUGUAGGUUUAUUUUGGCGUUUAGCAAGUUUUUCUUUGUUAGCUGGCUGAAGUUUGUUUGUUGGGGUACCCACAGUUUAUAUGUUAAAACUUGUGGAUAGAAAUCCAGUGUACAUUUCUUAAAAAGAAAAAAAAAGAUUAUUCCAAAAACUUGUCAUAUAGGAAGUGAGUUAGAAGUUGGAUUGUUUUUCUCUCCUACAUACUUACAAUUAAUUUUGUAGGUCGAAGGUGAAAAUUAAGUUAUAAUACAUUGCAGCAAUUAUUUCACAGUCAUACUUUUUCACAGGUAAGUAUACUCCGUUCAUAUUUAAUGACAUCAAUAUUACUGGUGCUAAUGAACUGCCAAUUUAAAUUUUCAUGGCAAUUGUCAGAUCCAAAUAUCUUAUAUAAAAAAUGUAGUACCCUAGAAUUCAUUUAUGUCCAAGUUGUGUUACCAUUUCAUAUAUAUUUGCUUUACAUCUUAAAAAAACUUCAUUUUAUUUUAUGUGAUAUUUUAAUCAUUAACAAUGUGCUUUUUUAUCUAAUGAUACCCAUUUUACUGCAUGCCUUAUUUAGCCAAUGCCUUAUUUUACCUUUAUGUUUGGAGUGAAGUUACAUUGUAACAAUAGCUGUCGUUAGCUGAUAUGUGUUUUAAUGGUGAUUUCUCAUUGUUAAUGUUAUUCCUUGUUUGUAUAUAGAUUUUCACCUCAAGUUCACAUUAUGACAUACAAAUAAUGCAACAUUUGCAAGUUUUUCUUGUUUUAUAAACCAACAUUUAAAAAAAUCCAACAACCCAUUCAUAACAGUUAAGUUGAAAACUGAAUGUUCAAAUGAGGAUUCAUUAUAAUUUUUCAUGUACAUAUGUACUAGUAAAUGUACAGGAAGCCAACUUUUGUUUUACCCCUGUGGUUCAUUACUGUAACCAGUGACCAUUGUAAAUGUCUACUAAAAUGUCAAAUCAACCAUUUUGUUUGGUCUACAAUGUUACCUUUUAUUUUUGACGUUGUCUAAUUUUGAGCUAUAUUAUGUACAACAUUAUGAUGAGAUAUGCAAUAUUUCGGAUCGGUGAAGACCACAGAGUGCUUUACCUGAUAUAGUACUACCUCCAGGGGUGGUCAUCCUGUUAGUCUGGGCCAGUGGCUAUGUGUAUAUAGGAAAUAAACACUACACACAAUUA